CAAGUCUUCAUGGGAGUUGGAGAUCUUUCAUUGUAAAGACUAGUAUAACUGGAUGUAACUAGUGUAUUGAUUGAACUUCAGUAGACCGUUCUUCAAUCUGCCACAGUUUGUUCAGAUUUGUUUCUUGCAGGUACGGAUGCCUGACAGACACAGAUGUCAUAAGUACAGUCUAUAGUAUAUCAGUAUAUUCUUAGUGGUUGUUCUCACCUGGAACAGCAGGUGUUUGAGUCCUUGUUCAUUCCGUUUACCUGCAGCUUUUACCUGCAGCUUUCAGCACAAAGUCCAGCUUUGCUUCCUUCGAAGUUUUGCGGCAACUAAGCACCUUGAGCAUCAGGUGCUCAGCCAUGCGCAGCUUAGUAGCUACCCUCUUGGCUUUGGGCUGUUUGCAGCCUCUCCAAGUGGCCGCAACAUGUUUGGCCAACGGAACGGAGCCAGCAGCAUUGAAGAAUCUGGUGACAUGGCAGAAAUCAUGGGGCUCUUUGUCGGGAACUGGCCGGGCGGCUUGGCUACCAGCUCUCUUGCAGGCAUCCUCAUUCAGGAGAUGCUGGGCUACAAUGUGAGCUACAAUGGGCCAGGCGGCAGCACGACUCACGGCAUGUAUGCGAUUAGUGGCUGUCGCAACCCCACCGCCACGACUGCAGAGGAGCGUGGCUGCGACGCGAAGGUGACCUACAAUCACAUCACCAUGGAAAUGUGGGAAGCUUAUCCAUCGCUCUGGGCCGAUCUGCAGAAGAACAAGGCCAUGGCGCCCAAGGCGUUGACGUCCAUGGGCUAUGAUGGAAAAACCUCCACGUACCUGCUGAAAAGCGUGCAAGAGUCCGUGGCCGAAUCUGAAGGGUUGCCUUUGGAGUUCUACACCUCAUACAAUGCCAACUGGUGGAAGCCAUGGCUCUAUUUUGACAACACCUCCUCGGUCAAUGCGACCAGGUUCCUCAAGAAGUGCAGCGAGACACAAAUCUUCUCGGAUAGCUUGAUGCGGAACUACCUGGCGCAAACGGGUGAUAGUGCUGGAGUGCAGAUCAUUGAUGGUGCAGUUGUGGGUUCGUGUCCUGAUGAGUACUUUUGGAGGGCGCCAAGUUGUCGUAACGAGACCUUCAAGUGCGUGAUCUUCUUCACAGGCGGUGCUGGUUGGAGCGUUCACCUGAUCAUGCAGCAAGCAACUGCUUGGAACAUGCCGAUUGCUAUGGCAAUUGCCAACACAUGGGGGGAUUUUGCUGCAAUGCCAGUGGCUCACCGGAGCCUUUUCUAUUGGUGGGAGCCAGAUCCAACUUUCCUGGAGCUGGCGCCAGUUGAGGUGAUUUUCCCACCGCAUGACAGGGUUGGCCAUGCCAAUGGAGAUUUAAAAACAGCUCCGAGCACCAUCAGACUCACCAAAGGCGUCAGCAAAGACUUGUUGUCACUCGCUCCCAGAGUGGAGAAUUUUCUGGUGAACAUGGAAAUCAGCAUGGCCAUGAUCAAUGCAAUCAUGCUGGACCAGAAGAACACAGGAGAUUCCUGGGACGAUGUCACCUGCCGAUGGCUCCAAGGCAACAAAGCCACGUGGGAAUCAUGGUUACCAGAUGAUACCACUUGUUUUGCGGGCUUUGGGCUCGUUGACAUCGAGUCUGGAGAGCUUGCAAUGGAUAGAACUGUUCGCGAGGGCAAAAGGUGCCAAGCUUGCCCCAGCGGUACCUUUUCUGAGCGCUUGGUGGACUCCAUCGGCGUGACCUACAUCUGUUCCGCAUGCCCCUUGGGCACCAGCCAGGCUUCGGGAGCCUCGCUCAAGUGUGAGCCCUGUGACAAGGGCACAUACCAAGACGAGCUGGGAAGCCAAAGCUGCAAGCGUUGUCCCCUGGGCACCUAUCAGGAUCAAGAGGGUCAAGCCCAAUGCAUUGCGUGCCCGGAUGGAAGCAGCACGCUGGGCUUGGGAUCCGUGGCGUUCACCGAUUGCGGCUGCGUUGAGGGUCGCAUUGACGUUGCGCCUGCAGGUCUGACGUGCGAGGUUUGCAGCGUUGGCUUGACUUGUCCCGCCAUGGGGACACUGGAGAGUUAUGAGACAGGCGUGCAUCCUUUGGGCACGAAGUACUUGCCUAUUGUGGAUGCAGGCUACUACACCACGGCAGCUGAGCCCUUGAAGGUCUACAAGUGUGGCAAGACCUGGCACUGCCCAGGUGGCGUCCCAGACUCUUGUGCAGGUGGUCGCGCUGGAGUGCCAUGUGCUGAGUGUCCACAAGGUAAGACAUGGAGCGAAGGACAAUGCAUGGAAUGUGAAGCAUGGAGGCAAAUCCUUUGGGGCAUCAGCGUGGUGGGAGUCUUCCUUUUCCUUACGGCAUCCUAUUAUUUGAUGACUUCAAAGGUGACGGCUAAGGCUUCCGUGCUGUUCACUACGACCUGUGCGUUUGGCAUGCUGGUGUCCCUCCUCCAGAGUGUUGGGAUCAUUGGCAUGAUGACGGUUGAGUGGCCCGUGGAUCUCAAGGGUUUCUUCUCCUACUUCCAGGCGACUCAGAUCCUGCUGUGGAGUGGAGUUCCUUUGCACCAUGGGUGACCAGAACCCACUGAGGGCAGUCCCCAUGAUUGGCGAUAGCAAGUCCGCACAUUCUUGCGGUGAUUGCUCUCAACAGAGGAAGUUUACUGUGCAAAAAGAACUUCGGAGUUACGGACAAAUGCAUCAAAGAAGAGAGUAGAGUAGAGUAGAGAGAGAGAGAGUAGAGAGAGAGCAUGAGUAGUUAAAGUCGACUUUUCGUGGCAGGCGUGAGGCGUCAUGCAAUUUUGAUAGUGAGGAUUUCCGCCCGAUGCCACGUUUUCACAAGAACCGUUCUCCGCUCAUGUCAGUCUAGGAUUGUGGUGUUUGCGGCAGGUGUGGUCCGUGACCGUGAUCGAUUCAUGCUUGGAAACGUGCGUGCAGUAAAUGGGAGUGUGUUUCGCGUGUGCCAGCUCGCAUAAAGUGAGUUUUCACAAUGUGUUGCUUUGAGGGCUGAAAAGUCAUCGUGGCAGGCGACGGUCACCGUGCAUGUUUGAAAUUGCGGCUCAGCUUGCCAAAAGCGUUUUGCGUUUGCAUGCUCGAAUAACGUGAGGUUUCGUCCUGUCUUGGGAGCUGUUUCUCUCAUUGUACUAUAAUGGCUGUGCUAGCUGCUAGGGCUGCGCUGGCGGAAGUUGAGAGUAACUGGAGUGGCAGAGAGUAGGUAGUAGCGUGGAGGAGAGCAGCGUACUUGUUUGGUAGAAUUAGAACGAAAAUAGAGUAAAGUAAAGUAGAUCCAAAGAGUUCAAUCAGUUUGCGCUUUUCCUAUUUUUUCUUGAUAUGGACAUUUCCGCGGAGAUGCCUUGUGCAGCUCUGCUGGUGAUCUAAACUGUGGUCCCAUGGCUUUGGCAGAGGGGGUGGGACCGCCUUCCUUCGCAGGUUCUCUUGUUGGACCUCGACAGCUUCGGUUUUGCCUGCUUCGCCGGCGCUGAAACGAGCUUUCGCUACAUCGUGAGCGUGGUCUUCUUCCCAGCGGCCGUGUCCUGGUUGGUGAUGAACUUCAUCUUGAGCAAAGUGCUGCCACAGCAUCGUCGCUGGGGUAUCACGAAGGUGGCCAGUUGCUCUGGGCAGGUGCUUCAGGUGGGGCAGGGCUCGUGUAUUCGUUAUCUCCUUCUUUUUGACGUUUGUGGAGUUGUGUUGGCUUUUUGGGAAGUGACACAUCUACUUGUGUUGCUUUGUUUUCUUGGUCACUUUCAAUUUAUCUAAGUUACAAAGCUUCACCGUGUACUUUUGUGUGUUUCUCAAGUGAUUGUGUGUGAUGUUUGAACACGUCCAAACGAUCAACUCAUUGAAUCGGCCAACAUGCUGGAUGGCAACUGCGGAGGUUUGCAGUUUGGCUCUAGUAUAUUUCUUCAAAGCAUGAGUGUAAUGGCAAGUUCACUUUUGAUCUUUCACUUGUUUAAUAGCAGAUCUUAUGCAGGAACCUAUUUUCACGUGUUUCUCUUCUACAUCAGACGUGACAUGUUUGUUAUCAUGAAGAUCUUGUUGCAG
Durusdinium trenchii is the source of this 3988-nucleotide messenger RNA. The record is from the annotation of a GenBank genome assembly. NCBI's taxonomy places the organism in Eukaryota, Dinophyceae, Suessiales, Symbiodiniaceae.